This is a messenger RNA of Hypomesus transpacificus, 7294 nucleotides long. RefSeq lists its product as uncharacterized. NCBI's taxonomy places the organism in Eukaryota, Metazoa, Chordata, Actinopteri, Osmeriformes, Osmeridae. The record is from RefSeq and is a predicted model, not a curated record. Gene Ontology annotation, cellular component: cell-cell junction. Gene Ontology annotation, molecular function: ionotropic glutamate receptor binding. The coding region runs from base 6073 to 7041 and encodes 322 amino acids. Gene Ontology annotation, biological process: homophilic cell-cell adhesion. The transcript has 20 exons.
UCAUUUAAAUUUAAUUUAGCAGACUUUUAUACAAAGCGACAUAUAAUAGUGGAUGUAUGAAGUGCUGCAGAUAAUCAAGGACCAAAAGUGCCUGGUUGUAACAGUUUUACUGUAGUUGAUGCCAAGGAACAGUAUCUGUUCCCUGUGUGCGUGUGUACAGACAGGAGGAAGAGAACAAAUAAAAUACCAGUGAACACAUUUUCCAUAAUCAAAAACAAAUCUACGGGAUAUUUCUGCUUGGCUCUGAGCAUUCUCCACAGCCAUUGAGAAGUCUGACUGGUCUGGCUAGUCGGUUCUCAGAAAUCGUGGGCACAAUUACAUGAAGGACACAUGGCAGAGGCCGGACAACACAAUGAGUUUAAACUCAGGGUACCAGAGAGGUUUGUGGUGGCUGAUAGGGGAAAGGAUGUUACCCUCUCAUGUCACCUCUCUCCUGAGACCAGCGCUGCCGCCAUGACGAUCAGGUGGUUUAAGGAGAAAGAGUGUAUUUACCUGUAUAAGAACGGCCAGGUGAUAGAGGGGAGGGGCUAUGAGGGCAGAGUGAGUCUGGACACCCAGGAGCUGAAGAGAGGCAACGUGUCUCUGAGGCUGAGAGACUACAGGAAGUCAGAUGAAGGAGUGCACAUCUGUCAGGUCACCUCUGGAGGACAGAAGGUGGAGGAUACUGUGGGUCUAUGGAACAGACGUGUUUGGGGACUAGGUGAGUAAUUUCAUAUAUCUGUUUCAUGACAUACAACAUCAUGGGUUAAGAAUGUUCCAAUAUAUUUCAGACACUGAAGAUAACACUGCUAUUGUUUUCUUUUAAAUGUCAUGGUGCCAUUAUUGAAAUAUCUGAAAACCGUCUCUUCAUGGUCAAACCUGUGAGCAGAGAUACACUCACAGUAUUAUUCAUAUGUAUCCCAUAAUGAGCUUUGCUCCUAAGCUGUACUUGAACCUGCUCCAAGGUACAACACCACAUAGAGAAGGACUCUAAUAAGGAGAGGAUGAAUACAAUGUGUUAUAAACUCUCAAAUUUAAGAUAUUUGGCAAAACAAGUGUGUAUUUAGGUUAACCUUUAACAUGUAUUGAAAUAUGCUAUCAUGUUCUGAUCAGUUUAGAGGGAACUUUGACCGAGCUGCAGUUUGAAAGACAGUGGAUUAACCGGUAUAAGAAUGGCCAGGUGAUAGAGGGGAGGGGCUAUGAGGGCAGAGUGAGUCUGGUCACCAGGGGCGUCAUUAGACACUUUUUACAGGGGCAGUAUAUUUCUGCUGUGCCCCAGUAAAAUCAAAAGUUAGAGUUUUAACAAUUUACCUUAUCAGUCAGUGCAUUAAAUUAGAUUGAUAAUCCCAGAAAAAAAUUAAGCAGUAUCCCAAUCAACGCUUGUAAAAUCAAAGCAGUUUAACCGAAAACACAAACCGAUGCAAGCAGAAUUCCAUAUCAGCACGAUCUUGUGAGCUUGACAAAUAGCCACUGCGGCACGCACACAGAAGUCCACGUGUCGGACUCGGCACACAAGUCAGAAUUGAGGUAGCCUAGAAAACAUUAGAAUACUAAAGAACGUUUCUAAAUUAUAGGCCUACCGAUCAUCUUAUUUUGACUAAAACAUAAAAACAAUAUUACAAAUUACAAAAAACUGUAUUUGCCCUCAAAUGAAUGCAAACCAAAUGUGUGCGCUGACAUUAUCUAUUGAUGUCCCUGCCAAAAAACGAACUUGCGUCCCUGAACUGUUGUAUAGUGGGUUAGCAAUGGGAGUUUCUAUAGCCGAGUAGUGCAUUGUGUGCAGCACGCUUGGAAGAAAAAAAAGGAAUAUGAGUAGAGUAGAGUUUUAUUUCUAACAACGCCCCUACUAGUCUCCCGGGAGCUGGAGAGACGCAACUUGUCUCGAAGGCUGAGAGAGUACAGGAGGUCAGAUAGAGGAGGGGACAUUUGUCAGGUCAUCUAUAUGUGGGGGAAUAUGCCCUAGGGAGUGUCAUUGUUCUGCAGUUACAGAACAUGAUUAUGCACAUCUCUACAUUAACUAUGACAACACAGUCUCUCUGCAUACAGAUACAAUUAUACUUUAACAUUUAGUAGGAGUGAGAGCAUUCAAUGUUUUUUGACUCUCAUCUCGUUAUGCUGCCUAUUCUAGCCACUCUGUACUCUCAGCUUGUUUAAAUCCACAGUGUUUGAACAGACAGGCUCACACCACUUAGCAGUGAUACAUAUUAGUGAAGAAUGCGUGAACUAACGUGACACUCCAUAGCUUACACUGAUGUCACAACCAUGCUAUUGGGAGGUGUCAACCAGUCAGACAAGUUGUGGGAAUGAGGGCGUCAAAAGUAUUCAUUCAAGGGAAUCAGUACUGUAUGGAAUGUGAAUGUUUGCAUGUGGUGCAAGGUCUGAACCAAGAAUGAGGGUUGCCAGAAACAAUGAUCACUGUUGUGAUGAAGGAGAGAGAUCUCCUGGAGAGGUCCAGCUUAUAUAGGUGCAGCACAGAUGUUCCCCAUCAGUGAUCAUGGCUCCUCCCCCUGCCUGCCAUCCUGGAACUGAAACAAACACACAGAAACAGCAGACAGGGAGAGGAGACCGUAACACUGAUACAUGUUAAUGUUGUUGACUGUUAACAUUGAGCAUUUGCUCUAUAGAGCAGCAUUGUAUCCUUACUAUUUGUCUAUCUGGUUACAUAAUCAUGUUAUUCCUCAUCAUUGAUUAACAUCAACACUCACUGAUAGUUUAUUGAUAUGUUCUGUGUUGAUUACGUUUUAACUUUUUAUUCUCUAUCCUUCAACACAGUUUUUUUUCCAGCAUCAACUCAGUUAGAAGCUGAACAGUAUUUACAAAGGGAGAGCCCAGAGGACACGAGGAAAAGAAAGGAAUCUGCUCGUUGUCUUGAAAUACAGCUAGAAUACAAACAUCCAGAGGACAUUCACAGAUUAAUAAAGAAUCUGGAGGACAAAGAUCGACACCUAGAGGAGAAAGAGACACAACUGGAUCAAAUGACCCAGCAGGUGAAAGAGAAGGAGGAGCUUAGAAAAGACCUGCUGGACAAGAACAACCAAGUAAAGCAACUCACAGUCCAACUGCAGGAGAAAGACUCUGAACUGGAAAAGAGGAAUCAGAGACUGAGAGAGAAGGAGGGAGAAUUAGAAGAGAGAGACCAACAACUGAAGAGACUAGAGAGUAAAGUUAAAGAGACACAGAAGAAACUGCAAGAGAAGGACAAACAACUGGGAGAGAGAGAUACACUGCUGAAGGAGAGAGACAGACAUAUGGAAGAUGUCAAAAAUAAAAACAAUAAACUUGCCUUCCUUUUGCAGCCGCUGUCUGUGCGCCAAGCCUUGCUGAACACGUACAGGAAUCGCAGGCCGCAGAACUGCUUUACUCAAAGCUGGACAGUAUUUACAAAGGCAGAGCCCGGAGGCCAAGAGGAGAAGAGAGGAAUCUGAUUAUUGUCUUGGGAGCCAUGAAAUUGAUCAGAAGCAGUGGACCAAAAGUCUUCAUGACAUCCUGGAUGAACUCGUUAAAGACCAUAUAAAAAAAUUCAAGUUACAUUUAGAAACUGGAUAUAAAGACAAGAAAGGGAUCCCAGCUGGAGCACUUGAAAACAUUGACACAGUGACGCUGGUGAAGCUAUUACUACAAUACUUCGGAGUAAAUGACUCUGUCAUAAUGACGAGGGAUGCCCUGAAAAGCAUACCCCGCAACGACCUGCAAGACCUGCUGAUACCCUUUCUCAGCAAACUAGGAGAAACAUGGUGAUGGACUGAAGUAAUGAAAGUCAUUCUAAUGAACUGUUCUCAGGACUGCAUGAUGGACUGCAUGAUCUUCAUAAAUACCAGAUUUAAUACCAUAUUUUAUGGCAAAUGAUUACAUUGAAAGAAUGUUAUUGAGCAAUCAUUACAAACCUUUUGGUGUUGCUGUUUUAGAAUGUUGCCGUUUUAAUAAUUUGCAUGUGUUCAUUCUACUUCUGGUGUCACUGCUUGUACAGUGGCCAUGUACACAAUUAAUACUUUUUAUCACAACACUUUUUCUUGUAUACAUGGACCGAUGAGCUUAUCAUGUUUCCACUGUCUGAAUAGUGUCUGUGUUCUGUCUAAAGAUCCUUAUAGGGCUGCCGCGAUUCGUCGACGUAAUCGACGAUGAAAAUGCGUCGACAUCAAUAUUUUAAAUUACGCAUUUUUUUUUAAAUUUUUUUUAUAAAAAAAUACAAAAAACGCUUCAAUUAAUUAUCCAUCUUAUUCUUAGGGGGUCUACUAUAGAAAUUAUGGGUGCAGCUUCCGGUGAGUAGCGGAAGUUGCGGUUUGCUAUACGUUAGUCCCAGCCAGCCGUCAACAAUGAUUCUUUCUAAAGUAAUUUCAACUAUAAUUUCACAAAACCUUUUAUUUUUUGGGGAGGAAAAUUAAUUGUUUUGAUUAAUCGACUAAUCGGAAAAAUAGUCGUUAGUGGCAGCCCUAUAUCCUAAAAGAGCCUUCGUUUGAAUGAACCAUGGAGAAAUAAUGGAUAAAAUUGCUUACUAGAUAAAAUGCGUAUUUGCAUAUGAUGUGUUAGAAAUUGCUUGCAAAUGUGUGUUGCAUAAGGAUGUGUUAGAAAUUACUUGCAUAUGUGGUUUUAGAACCCUUUUCCAUUUUUAUUAUCGGUAGCAAUUGCUUGCCGAUGUGUAUACUAGAUAAGAUGUGUCAUAACUACUUGCUAGAGUUUGAGACAGAGUGUGUCUGUAUAACAGUUAGAAAAUGUUUGCAUAGGAUGUGGUAAAAACGGCUUGCUGAGAGAAACCACUGGAAUCUAUAGGUUGCUUAGGAGACAAGGUGUAUUGGCAACUUCUUGUGUAGAAGUACGCACGUUAUCUUGAUACAUGCAUCGUGUCCCUUACCCAAAUUUAGAGAGACGUGUCUAGUUUUCCUAUGCAUAGAAAAGGGUGCCCAGCAUGACCCAAAUUAAGCAUAUAGAAAUGAUGUGUGUUAAUGAAAACCACAUUCGCAUACACAGUUCGUUCAGUUCACAGUUGAGUACAGUACAUUUGGAUUACAUUCAGACGGUGUUGCUCUCUAUCACUCUCUAGCUUUCGCAGCAUAGGCUCUUACACUCUUUUUUACUUGGAUACUUAGACUUAGAAGAAAGAGGCAUUGUAUUGGUUUUUAUUUUAUUUUUACAUAUCAAAUAAAGUUAAGUAAAUAAAGUAAGUUAAAAGACAGUCGUUGUCUGUCCUCACUUGGCCCUCCUCCAGAUCCAGGGGACACACCAACACAAAGACCCCAUCUAGCAGUAAGGAGCUGGAGAAGGUGUUCAUCAUGAACCAAUACCUCCUCCAGUACCUUAGGGACUGUCCCAAGGCAAACUAGGCUCUGAACAAACAGCUCAUCGCCCUCAAAUCCUCCGUCCAGCUCUCCCCCGAGACAGAGCAGGCUGUGGUGAAGUGCAAAACUGCUGGGCUGGAGCCAAUGUUACUUGAAUGGGUUCUGCAAGUGGAGCCUGCACUCUUUAAUAGUGUGCAGAACGUCUACCGUCCCCACCAAGAGGUGGACCCAGCGAGGAUAAAGAUCUUUAAGUCGAACAUGGCUGUCCUGGAGGAUGUGAAGGUGUACUUGGAGGAAGAUGACUUUGCUGUGGUGGUGGGGAGGAUAGAGUGAUUCUGUCUCCAGAUACCAAGCCAUCUUUGAGCGAAGCCUGUGCAGCCCAGUUGCUCUGGAGAUUGGGUCGGACCUGAUCCUGUCCAGCUUGUCAUCAGACACUGGAGGAAGCUGCAACCACGGUUCUGAAGGACUUGUGCUGGUUCACUGAGCCACUAGAGGGAGCUUUGGGACAACCUCCAGCACUGGACAGGCUGAAGGAAGCCCUAAGAAAAGCCCAGGGUUAAGACAAUGUCACAGGACCCAGGGUGGUGGUCAAAUACCAGCAGCCAAGCCCUGCCGUUGGAGGUCCAUAUGAUAGAACAGGAGGGUCGCACAACCCAGACCAUAUAUGGUUGGGAAAACCAGGCAGCCCAGGCCACCAGAUCUGGGUCUUCUUGGAACAGCUUACAGCUUCAGCCCACAACCCCUAGACAGAGGAGCACCAUGCCUGUGAUUGAGCAAGGGGCACGAUCCAGUACAACCUCCUUCCCAGGACGUGUUUUUGAUGUCAAUGAGUAGGUCCAUCCACAGACCACAGCCUCCAGUUGGGAGUGGGGAGGCUGAACCUUCCAGCAGCCAGAUGGCACCUGUAAGCCAUCCCCAGGAAUACCGGGAGGAUUCAGUGGGAUACUCCAGGCAGGGUGACGCAGUGAGGGUGACCAUGAGGGAGGAGAGUGUGGAGGUGGUCCAGGGGGACUCGGUGACCCUGCCCUGCUCCUUCUUCACCAUGAGCCCCCUGUCCAGACUCAACAUCAUCUGGACACUGGCUCCUUUCUCCCACCCAGACUCUCCCUCCCAGGUGAUUGUUUACGACCACGGUCAGGUGAUUGAGGACCCCUCCCUCACUGGUAGGGUGGGCUUUGCGGGCAUCCCUUGGAGCGCCGAUAUCGUGCUGAACGACACGCGCGUGUCAGAUGCCGGAACCUACCGUUGCGUGGUGAGCAACCCGCCCGAGACUGGCGACCCUGGCAUCGGAGAGCUGGCCCUCAGCGUCCUGGCACCUCCAUCUCUGCCCCUGUGCCUAUGGGACGGAUACACUGGUGUGGGGGGCACGGUCACUCUGUCCUGCAUGGUGGCCGAGGGGGUCCCCACCCCAGAAAUGAGGUGGCACAAGCUCCAACCAGAAGAGAUCUCUCUACCCAUGAACAUGGACGGGGAUCUCUCAGGGUCCGUCCAGAUGGUCAACGUGUCGGCUCAGAACUCGGGGCUGUAUCGUUGCUCCGUCACCAACCUGCUGGGGACCCAGAACUGCUACAUCAACCUGUCGGUGUACAGCCCUCCGGAACGUUCCCCAGGGAUCCUGCAGGCGGUGCUGCUGACCCUGUCCAUGGCCUUGGUCCUCGCGGCCCUGACGGUGCUGGUGCUGUGGCUCCACCGCUCCAGCCGCGAGAGGAAGUGGACGGACGGGGAGGAAGAGGAGUGUUACAACGAGAUAAGGUACACGCCCUCGUUGAUGAAACGCUCGUUUGUCUGAGCUCGCCAUCCACGGACGGAGGACAAGCGCAGACGGACUGCGAUAGCGAGCCACCCCCACCGGCCGUGGAGACCCGCCGAAUUUGGCGGAACAUUCUAACCAUGUUCUGGAAAGAGAGGUCUAGAAUAAGCUGCAUGCGUGCGAACCGUGCCUUUUACUCCUCGCUGUGCCCAUUUUGAAUCACACCUGUUAAAUAAAGGUGUCAUUGUCUGAAAUAACCGUUUGUGCUUCUUUAAAGAACAGUAAUUGCAGG